Messenger RNA from Heterostelium album PN500, 1455 nucleotides. It is a transcript of the gene polA3, whose product is annotated as DNA primase large subunit. Gene Ontology annotation, cellular component: alpha DNA polymerase:primase complex. The transcript has 4 exons. The record is from RefSeq and is a predicted model, not a curated record. The coding region runs from base 1 to 1455 and encodes 484 amino acids. Gene Ontology annotation, biological process: DNA replication, synthesis of primer. NCBI's taxonomy places the organism in Eukaryota, Evosea, Eumycetozoa, Acytosteliales, Acytosteliaceae.
AUGGCAACUUCACUUAGAUCUAUUAAUAAACAACAGAAUGUCGAUGAUUCAACUACAACAAGAAAGCAUAUACUACCGAAUCUAUAUUGUACAUUACCAACUCUAGAGAUAUUGAAUAUGUCACAACUAGAAUCAAUGUGUUUAUCACGUUUAUCACUUUUAAAAUCAAUCUCAUUAGCAAAGUUAGAAUUAUCAAAGGAGCAAUGUAAUCAACAGAUUGGAUUGUUAUUGAAAGCGUUUUCAGAUCGUGACGAAGAGUUAUACCAGAGUAAAGACGAGACAUCACAUUAUCUAUUGAGACUGGCAAUGGCGAAUUCAAGCGAUUUGGAAUGGUUCAUUCAACAAGAGAUGCUAUUGCUUCGUUACAGACUAGAGAAUAUUACAAUCGAACAGUUUCAACAGUUUCUACAGAAAAAUGCAGGAUUUGGAUGGUCAGUACUCAACGAAGAGGAAUUCCAAUUAAAUGCAAGAGAUUUAUUUUAUCUUUAUGAUUCGAAAUUAUAUAAAAGAGCAUUGGGGGUUGAAAAAGAUACCGCUGAUAAUGAAGAUCCAGUGUUGAGAAUUGCCAAGGUGUCAUGUGUGUAUAGCGAUUUCCUGAAGAUGCCAUUUCAAGAGGUAUCACAGUUGAUCGCCAGAAAGAAGGUGUUGCUGAAGCGAGGAGUUGCAUACAUAGCGAAACACGAAUUUCACGAUGUCAUUAUAGAGAGUUUCCGAAGCUAUUUGAUAUUCGCAAUGGACAGGAUUCGCGAGGAGUACCAGCGUAUCGCUGAGAGCUAUCCACAUUUGUCGAGUUUCUUUAGGAGUCUCCCGAAGCAGAGUGGCAUCGCGGUCACUGCCAACCACGGAAAGAUCACAGCGGCCGAGAUUGCACCGAUCUCCCGCCAGUCGUUCCCAAUGUGCAUGCGUGUGAUGCACGACGGUCUCUUGAAGAUGGGCAAGUUGAAAUACGACGGUCGUCUGCAGUUUAGUACGUUCCUCAAGGCGAUCGGUCUGAGCUACGAGGAUGCCAUCGGCUACUGGAAAUCGUCGUUUGCCAAGCGUGUCUCUGGCGCCGAGUUUGACAAGGAGUAUGCAUACAUGGUGCGUCACACCUACGGACUUGAAGGUAAGGGUAUUUCCUACUCGCCAUCGUCAUGCGCCAAGAUCAUCUCGAAGGUUCCCAAGAACUCCGAGGAGAUACACGGAUGUCCCUAUGUGUGGUCACAGGAGAAACUCGAGCAACGUCUUCGUGACUAUGGUGUCGAUGAUAUCACCAUCAAUGAAAUUAUAAAUGCAACCCAAAUCUCACCAAAUUUGGCAUGUGGAAAACAUUUUGACUAUUUACAUAAAGAUAAUACAUUCAACAUUAAAGUCAAUCAUCCAAAUCAGUUUUACGAUUCCUCUAGAGAAUAUUAUAAGAAACUAAAAGAUUUAGAAGAUGCAAAGAAUGCUGCUGCUGAGAAACUACAACAAUAA